GGAAAAUGGAUUAAUUUAUAGUGUACGGUAAAUAUCACAAGCGCGAUGACCAUUUCGAUAGUAUGGAAAGUUCGUCUUUAGAAUCUGACAGCACAGAAGUUUUCCCUGAAGGUACGAAAGGGUUUUCGAAAAAAAAUAUCAGUACACAAGUGAAUAGUGUUAACGGAACUAGAAACAGGAUUGGAAAAGACAAGACCAAAAAGGGUGAAAAGUCAUACAAAGUAAGAAAUGGGUCGCAAAGGUAUCCUUUCUCAGUAUCCGUACAAAGAAAGGGAAGCCAUUACGCAACCGGGGCCCUAAUCGAGAAGAAAUGGGUACUCACUGUCGCAGGAGAAUUUUAUAAUGUUCUUUACAGUGUGAGAGAAUCAAUAAAGUUCUUCAGGGUGCGGCUGGGUACAGUGAAUUGCAAGAAAGGAGGUGUUUUGUUACCUAUCAAAGGAGUAGAGAUCCAUCCAGCUUAUUCAUACAAGAAUCCAACGUACGACGUCGCGUUACUCCGUUUAGCUGUUCCCGCUGAAUAUAGUGAUACAUUAAAACCGAUUCCUUUGACUAGAAUCAAAGGGAAAGUUCUAAGCGCAAAGUUCCUGGCAACCUAUUGGCCGAGGUUAAUCGUCAGAGGGCAGGUGCUUCCUUCAUCAGCGCAAGAGCGUGUCCAACCCAACAGCAUGCGGGUGUCGACGCAGAAAAUGAUACCUUGGAGCUGGUGCCAGAGUCUCAUGUCCACGCUGAACCAGACACUGGAUGAGUCUAGUCUAUGUCUGGAUCCUAUCAUGUCACAUCAUAGUUUGUGCCUGCCUGACGCAGGUGCGCCAGUGACAGCUGACGAUGGAUUAUGGGGCAUCACAUCUGGUUGGACAUCAGACAACUGCCUCGGCAACCCGAGCCCUACCAUCUUCACACGGGUCUCUUCACCAGUCGUGAGGGCUUGGCUCGACUCCCAGUUGACCACCCUUUGA
Molecule: messenger RNA, 956 nt
Organism: Papilio machaon (common yellow swallowtail)
Lineage: Eukaryota; Metazoa; Arthropoda; Insecta; Lepidoptera; Papilionidae
Product: trypsin
Exons: 6
Coding region: 63-956 (297 amino acids)
Biological process (GO): proteolysis
Molecular function (GO): serine-type endopeptidase activity
Source: RefSeq, a predicted model, not a curated record